Messenger RNA from Lindgomyces ingoldianus, 1519 nucleotides. RefSeq lists its product as uncharacterized. Bases 135 to 1478 code for a protein of 447 amino acids. The transcript is spliced from 4 exons. Lineage: Eukaryota; Fungi; Ascomycota; Dothideomycetes; Pleosporales; Lindgomycetaceae. The record is from RefSeq and is a predicted model, not a curated record.
UUGCAGACAAUCCUCGAGAUACACCCCCUAGUGAAAGGGCCUCUAUAUCAGUGGGAUCUGAUGAUGAAUCUCUGGAUUCCAAGGAAGAAGUCGCCAACAAAAUCGGCCGUAGUUCUAGCCGAUUUGGUCGCUUGAUGACCAAAAAGAGGGCAAACAUGAUACUCGGCGGGGAGUCCGAUGAUCAAGGAGCUCAGGUCCGGCAUGCUCCAUUGCUCUCUGGAAAAACCAUUGAAGCGGCCAAAACUGAUCUAGUACCCCAGUACGGUUUCCUCGGUGAGAAAAUUACUGUGGAUACUGGCCAUUCUGACCCUCUGAUAUUCAUUAAUACAAAUACCCCGUUCUCCGCCUUCAUAUGCGGUGUUCAAGGAAGCGGAAAGAGUCAUACGACAUCAUGUAUUCUCGAAAAUGCCCUCAUACGUUCAUGCGAGAUUGGCGAACUGAAGAGCCCCCUGUCAGCGCUAGUGUUUAGUUUUGGCGACUUUAACGUCGAUGGUGCCGGUUUCAGCAUCAGCGAAGCUGCCUUUCUUGCCAUGCCUCACUCGGAUUUCCCUGGGCACCCCUCGGUCAAGAAAGUCACUAUCAUGGUGCCUCCAUCGAAUCCAGCUCUGGCAAGGUUGUAUCGGCGGAUUCCUAAUGUUAAAGUCAUACCAUUCAAGUUAAAGCCUGAGACACUUGGCAUCGGUACACUGCUUACGCUGAUGGCUGUAAAUCAAUCGGAUAGUACGCCCCUCUAUAUGGCGCAGGUCACCAAGAUUCUCCGAGAGAUUGCGCUGGAGCAUGAGGGUAGGUUUGACUACGCCUACUUCAAGAAGAAAAUUGAUCUUUGUGACUUCAAUCCUACCCAAUUGAACAUGCUCACCAUGCGUCUCGAUCUACUCGAAUCGUUCUUGGAUCUAGAUAAUAGUUGUCCUGCACCAACAUUCCAGCCUGGAGAAGUGACUAUCAUGGAUAUGUCAUGUCCUUUUGUUGACGCAAAUACCGCUUGCGUUCUGUUCAAGAUUGGGCUUCAGGUGUAUCUACAAUCAAAGGCGCCUGGUAAAAUGAUCGUCCUUGACGAAGCGCACAAGUACAUGCUUGAAGUCCCAGGUGCCAAAGCCCUAAACGACUACCUCCUAGCUAUCAUUCGCCUCCAACGACACUAUGGAGCACGUGUUAUCGUCUCAACGCAGGAGCCAGUCCUUCUCACCGACCUUAUCGCACUCUGCUCUAUAACUGUGAUUCACCGCUUCUUCAGCCCAGAAUGGUUCGCCGCGCUGAAGAAACACAUUCCCAUGGCUGGGCAUGAUCAUAUCGAGCUAAUGCAGAAGAUUGAGCAGCUUGCGACAGGACAUGCCCUUAUAUAUUCGUCGAAUGCGGUGUUGGGACAGAAUGAGGACGGAAGUCUGAUCAAGGGCACUGGAAAGCUCAUUGAAGUUGAGAUACGGAGCCGGGUCACGAGCGACGGUGGUCAGUCGGUGUUGUGCGUGGAUGAAGUGUAGUUGUGAACCAUUACCGGUAGCAUCUUGCGGCAUUACGGUAG